Molecule: messenger RNA, 1932 nt
Organism: Orycteropus afer afer
Lineage: Eukaryota; Metazoa; Chordata; Mammalia; Tubulidentata; Orycteropodidae
Gene: KLHL26
Product: kelch like family member 26
Molecular function (GO): protein binding
Source: RefSeq, a predicted model, not a curated record
AUGCUGGGGGAGCAGCCCGAGGCUCUGGGCAUCAUCAUUCAGGACAACUGGUGGUACCAGGCAAACUCUAGAGCCCUGUGUGGGGACCUUAGUGAACCCCAGGGUUCCAGUGAAAGAGCCGUCUGGGUACCCCUUCCUGACUGCUGCCCUCGCCCACCCCACAGCAUGGCUGACAAGAAUGGGGCCCUCAAGUGUACCUUCUCAGCGCCUGGCCACAGUGCAGGCCUCCUGCAGGGCCUCGCCACAUUGCGUGCCCAGGGCCAGCUGCUUGAUGUGGCUCUUACCGUCAACACUGAGGUCUUCCAUGCACACAAAGUGGUUCUGGCCGCCUGCAGCGACUACUUCAGGGCCAUGUUCACUGGCGGCAUGCGGGAGGCAGGCCAGGCAGUGGUGGAGCUGAAAGGUGUGUCAGCGCGUGGGCUGCGGCACAUUGUGGACUUCGCCUACAGUGCAGAGGUGACACUGGACCUGGACUGCGUGCAGGAUGUGCUGGGUGCAGCUGUGUUUCUGCAGAUGCUGCCAGUAGUGGAACUGUGCGAGGAGUUCCUCAAAGCAGCCAUGAGCGUGGAGACCUGCCUGCACAUUGGCCACAUGGCUACUGCCUUCAGCCUGGCCUCACUGCGUGCCUCUGUGGACGCUUUCACCUUCCGGCACUUCUUGCAAAUCUCCCAGGAGGAGGACUUCUUGCACCUGCCACUCGAGCGUCUUGUCUUCUUCCUUCAGAGCAACCACCUGCAGAGCUGCGCCGAGAUCGACCUGUUCCAUGCUGCCGUGCGUUGGCUACAGCAUGACCCCGCCCGGCGGCCACGUGCCAGCCAGGUGCUGUGCCACGUGCGUUUCCCACUGAUGCAGCCCUCGGAGCUGGUGGACAGUGUGCAGACGCUGGACCUCAUGGUGGAGGAUGCACUGUGCCGCCGCUACCUGCUUGAGGCCUUCAACUACCAGGUGUUGCCCUUCCGGCAGCAUGAGAUGCAGUCGCCACGCACAGCUGUGCGUUCAGAUGUGCCCUCGCUGUUGACCUUUGGUGGCACACCCUACACUGACCACGACCGUGCUGUCAGCGCCAAGGUAUACCUGCUGCCUGAGCCAGGGGCCCGCCAGUUCCGUGAGCUGGCUGAGAUGGAGGUAGGCUGUAGUCAUACCUGCGUGGCUGUGCUAGACAAUUUUGUGUAUGUGGCAGGUGGUCAGCACCUGCAGUACCGCAGUGGUGAGGGUGCCGUGGACGCCUGUUACCGCUAUGACCCGCACCUCAACCAGUGGCUGCGGCUGCAGGCCAUGCAGGAGAGCCGCAUCCAGUUCCAGCUGAAUGUGCUGGGUGGCCUGGUCUAUGCCACAGGCGGCCGCAACCGUGCCGGCAGCCUGGCUUCGGUGGAGCGCUACUGCCCACGCCGCAAUGAGUGGGGCUAUGCCUGUUCACUCAAGCGGCGCACUUGGGGCCACGCAGGUGCAGCAGCAGGUGGCCGGCUUUACGUGUCGGGUGGCUAUGGCAUCUCAGUGGAGGACAAGAAGGCAUUGCACUGCUACGAUCCGGUGGCCGAUCAGUGGGAAGCACGAGCGCCCAUGAGUGAGCCACGUGUGCUGCAUGCUAUGGUGGGUGCCAGUGGGCGGCUAUACGCACUGGGUGGCCGCAUGGACCAUGUAGACCGCUGCUUUGAUGUGCUGGCAGUUGAGUACUACGUGCCCGAGGCUGACCAGUGGACCAGUGUCAGCCCCAUGCGUGCCGGCCAGUCGGAGGCUGGCUGCUGUCUGCUGGAGCACAAGAUCUACGUGGUCGGCGGCUACAACUGGCGCCUCAACAACGUCACAGGGCUUGUGCAGGUCUACAACACAGAAACUGAUGAGUGGGAGCGCGACCUGCACUUCCCAGAGUCCUUCGCCGGUGUUGCCUGUGCUUCUGUCCUGCUGCCCCGUGCUGCCACUGCACGCAGGUAG